Sungouiella intermedia is the source of this 612-nucleotide messenger RNA. NCBI's taxonomy places the organism in Eukaryota, Fungi, Ascomycota, Pichiomycetes, Serinales, Metschnikowiaceae. The record is from the annotation of a GenBank genome assembly.
AUGAAGUCGACUAGAUUCCAUCCAAACAUCAUCAUCACAGGAACUCCUGGAUGUGGAAAAACUUCUCAUGCAGAGAGUUUGGUUUCACUGCUUGAAAAGCCUUAUAAACACUACAAUGUGAGCGAUUUGGCCAAAGAGAGAAAAUGUCUUGAAAGUUACGAUGACAACUUGGAUACUUACGUCGUGGAUGAAGAUAAGCUUCUAGACUCCCUCGAGGAGGACUUGAGAGAUGGAGGUGCGAUCGUUGACUGGCACUGUUGCGAUAUUUUCCCUGAACGGUUGAUCGACUUGGUGGUUGUUCUCAAGACCGAAAACUCCAAGUUGUACGAUAGACUCAAGAAGAGAGGGUAUAAGGAUAACAAAAUCCAGGAGAACUUGGACUGUGAGAUCAUGGAGGUUGUGUGGCAGGAUGCUGCCGGGGCAUACAUUCCGGAGAUUGUGAUUCCUCUUGCUUCGGACUCUGUGGAAGAUAUGGAAGAAAAUGUGGAGAGAAUCUCGGCCUGGGUGGAGAACUGGGUGAAAGAUCACCCAGAGGGUGUGACCAACGAGAUUGAUCCGGAGUUGUUGGCACAAAGAGAGGCUGAGGAGGCCGAUGAUGAUGAAGAAGACUGA